This is a messenger RNA of Pan troglodytes (chimpanzee), 2162 nucleotides long. It is a transcript of the gene NMRAL2, whose product is annotated as nmrA-like family domain-containing protein 1. NCBI's taxonomy places the organism in Eukaryota, Metazoa, Chordata, Mammalia, Primates, Hominidae. The transcript has 5 exons. Gene Ontology annotation, cellular component: nucleus. The coding region runs from base 230 to 1129 and encodes 299 amino acids. The record is from RefSeq and is a predicted model, not a curated record.
AAAGAAGAAGAAGAAAAGAAAAGAAAAAGAAAAAAAGAAAAUUGAAAAUUGCAGUGUCACAGUGAGUAAGCGGACUAGUGGUAACAGGAACAAGGAGGGGCACAAUAAAAGGCGUGGUAAUUGGAAUGGGUUUAUAAUUCUCACCAGAGAAGAAACACAGCAUUUCGCCUGGUGUCGCUGCUCCAGGGAAAGUUCUGCUACUCCACUGACUCUCUCUUUUCCUGAUAACAUGGCCAGUAAGAAAGUAAUUACAGUGUUUGGAGCAACAGGAGCUCAAGGUGGCUCUGUGGCCAGGGCAAUUUUGGAGAGCAAAAAAUUUGCAGUGAGAGCAGUGACCAGGGAUGUGACUCGACCAAAUGCCCUGGAGCUCCAGCGCCUUGGAGCCGAGGUGGUCAAAGGUGACUUGAAUGAUAAAGCAUUGGUGGACAGUGCCUUAAAAGGUGUCUAUGGGGCCUUCUUGGUGACCAACUUCUGGGACCCUCUCAACCAAGAUAAGGAAGUGUGUCAGGGGAAGCUGGUGGCAGACUCCGCCAAGCACCUGGGUCUGAAGCACGUGGUGUACAGCGGCCUGGAGAACGUCAAGCGACUGACGGAUGGCAAGCUGGAGGUGCCGCACUUUGACAGCAAGGGCGAGGUGGAGGAGUACUUCUGGUCCAUUGGCGUCCCCAUGACCAGUGUCCGCGUGGCGGCCUACUUUGAAAACUUUCUCGCGGCGUGGCGGCCCGUGAAAGCCUCUGAUGGAGAUUACUACACCUUGGCUGUACCGAUGGGAGAUGUACCAAUGGAUGGUAUCUCUGUUGCUGAUAUUGGAGCAGCCGUCUCUAGCAUUUUUAAUUCUCCAGAGGAAUUUUUAGGCAAGGCCGUGGGGCUCAGUGCAGAAGCACUAACAAUACAGCAAUACGCUGAUGUUUUGUCCAAGGUUUUGGGGAAAGAAGUCCGAGAUGCAAAGAUUACCCCGGAAGCUUUCGAGAAGCUGGGAUUCCCUGCAGCGAAGGAAAUAGCCAAUAUGUGUCGUUUCUAUGAAAUGAAGCCAGACCGAGAUGUCAAGCUCACCCACCAACUAAAUCCCAAAGUCAAAAGCUUCAGCCAAUUUAUCUCAGAGAACCAGGGAGCCUUCAAGGGCAUGUAGAAAAUCAGCUGUUCAGAUAGGCCUCUGCACCACACAGCCUCUUUCCUCUCUGAUCCUUUUCCUCUUUACGGCACAACAUUCAUGUUGACAGAACAUGCUGGAAUGCAAUUGUUUGCAACACCGAAGGAUUUCCUGCGGUCGCCUCUUCAGUUGGAAGCACUGCAUUGGUGAUAGGACACGGUAAUUUGAUUCACAUUUAACUUGCUAGUUAGUGAUAAGGGUGGUACACCUGUUUGGUAAAAUGAGAAGCCUCGGAACUUGGAGCUUCUCUCCUAACACUAAUGGGAAGGGCAGAUUAUACUGGGAUUUCUCCUGGGUGAGUAAUUUCAAGCCCUAAUGCUGAAAUUCCCCUAGGCAGCUCCAGUUUUCUCAACUGCAUUGCAAAAUUCCCAGUGAACUUUUAAGUAAUUUUAACUUAAAAAAAUGAACAUCUUUGUAGAGAAUUUUCUGGGGAACAUGGUGUUCAAUGAACAAGCACAAGCAUUGGAAAUGCUAAAAUUCAGUUUUGCCUCAAGAUUGGAAGUUUAUUUUCUGACUCAUUCAUGAAGUCAUCUAUUGAGCUACCAUUCAAUUAUUCAUCUAUUAAUUCCUUGAUCCUUCAUUUAUCCAUUCUGCAAACUUUUCUUGAGCACCAGCACGGGUGGCCAUUUGUGGACUUCUCUUCAUUCCUAUGUGUUUUCUUAUCAAAGGGAUCCACUCUCGAAAGGCUCCUUUCCAGUUUGUGGUUGGGUUCAAGUCAUGCCAGGGCCAGGGGGCCCAUCUCCUCGUUUAGCUCUAGGCAAAAUCCAGGGGAUCUGCAGUGGGGAGAGGGGGCAGGAAGCUGGAGGGAAGGCCUGUGAAGGGUAGGGAUGUGGAAAGACAAGGUGACAGAAAGACCCCAUAGGACUUUUCUAUAUCUCUGGCUUAGCAUUUUCUACAUCAUAUUGUAAUCGUCUUAUUUGCUAGUUUUCUUCCUUACUGUGAGUGACUUACAGUCAUCUUUAUCCCAGUGUCUGGUACAUAAUAAGUGAUCAAUAAAUGUUGAUUGACUAAA